AGCUGUUGGUGCAGCAGAGAAGCAGGUCCAGAAGAGGGAAACACUGUAGGAGUGUUUGGACAACAACACCCGGAUUUAUUAUCAGAGGUGAAAUAUAAGGAGGGAAUAAGAAAAGAGGAAACACAAGAUUUCCGCAAUAAAGUCUGUGUAGGAGCCGUUAUAUUAUAAAUAGGAACCAAUCUUUGUCCGGGUAGGUGUUCCUCCCGGAAGGGAAAACCGUUUUGACCGUCGAAGAAGUUUGUUUGAGAUAAAACCUGUCGGACUAAAAUUGUUUGAAGUAACAAAACAGAGAUUAUUAGAACCGCAAGCAUUGGUCUCGGCUCUCUUCAUAAGAUGUGCUGAGGGCUGUUGGUGCGUACUAACUUUUUAAAUCCUGGAGAAGCACUUCCAGGGCUUCAAGCCUCUACGUUCAAGUCCAAACUAUUUGGUGACACGCUGGACUUUUGAAAGAAAGUACGCUCUUGUUUGACAAGCGAAAGGAAAUAUUAGCGCCAUAUGUGGAGCAGGCUGUGAGCUGAAGCAGCGUGGGUAGCUACACCUGUCUGCUUACGUGAAGGAGAGGACACCGGAGAAGGGGACACCACCACAGCGGAACCUUGUUUGCUCACCUGCCGGAGAGGUGAGAGCCAGCGGAGCGUGGGUGUUUGGUUUGUUGGUGUGGGCAGCGCGGAGGACACCGAGGGAAAUCGUUCGUAUGGAUCAUGGAGCAGCAUUUCUCUGGAUAAGACUCUGGAGUUCUGAGGAUGUGACGACGUCAUCAUAUCAAAUGGGAGAACCAGCAGAAUGAUCAGCUUCUUCUCUCCAAAUGUUUGCUGAACAUAUGAAGGAGGAAAGUGUCCGAGUGGACCUGAAUGCUGCUGGUUUAACUCUGACUGAGUGAUGAGUGGUUUGGUGGAAGAGGAGGACGGAGCAGAGCCUCCAGCCUCCAGACGUCUGUCCACGAAGAGUGACCGAUCCAAAGGUCCUCCAGGCUCCAGUAAAGAACCUGAACCCUCAGACACAAAGGUAGAAACACCUCGAAAAAUCCUUUAUGGGAUUUUGGAGGAUUUGGCCAAAGAAGACUUUAAAAAAUUUAAGUUUUUGUUGUGUGAUAAGUUGAUGAAAGACUUUAAUCCAAUCCCAAAGUCUCGACUGGAGGAAGCCGAUAGGAUGGACACAGUGGAUCAGAUGUUUCAGAGCUACUGCAUCUACACCAUUAAAGUCGCUGUAAAGGCUUUGCAGGAGAUUCCCAGAAAUGAUCUGGUGGAGAACAUCCCAAAAACCAUCAAAGAACCUGAAGAGAUUCUCACUGAGUGUCAACACAACCUGAAGUCUACUCUGAAGAAGAAGUUCCAGACAAUGUUUGAGGGUGUCUCUACAGCAGGACAAACCCUCCUGAAUGAGAUAUACACAGAGCUGUACAUCACAGAGGGACGGACUGCAGAGAUCAGUGAUGAGCACGAGGUUGGACAGAUUGAAGCAGCAUCCAGGAAGUCAGACAGAGGAGAAACAAACAUCAGACCAGAAGACAUCUUUAAAGGCUCACCUGGAAGAGAUGGGCCAAUCAGAAGAGUGAUGACAAAGGGAGUGGCAGGCAUCGGGAAGACCGUGUUGACACAGAAGGUGACUCUGGACUGGGCUGAAGACAAAAGCAACCAGGACAUCCAACUUAUGUUUCCAUUGACUUUCAGAGAGCUGAAUUUACUGAAAGAGAGAAAGUUCAGUUUGGUGGAACUUGUUCAUCACUUCUUCAGUGAAACCAAAGCAGCAGGAAUCUGCAGGUUUGAACGCUUCCAGGUUGUGUUGAUCUUUGACGGUCUGGAUGAAUGUCGCCUUCCUCUGGACUUCCACAACAAUGAGAUCCUGGAAGAUGUCACAAAGUCCACCUCAGUGGAUGUGCUGCUGACAAACCUGAUCAGGGGGAAUCUGCUUCCCUCUGCUCGCCUCUGGAUAACCACACGACCUGCAGCAGCCAAUCAGAUCCCUCCUGAGUGUGUGGACAUGGUGACGGAGGUCAGAGGGUUCACCGACCCACAGAAGGAGGAGUACUUCAGGAAGAGAUCCAGAGAUGAGGAGCAGGCCAGAAGCAUCAUCUCCCACAUCAAGACAUCACGAAGCCUGCACAUCAUGUGCCACAUCCCAGUGUUUUGCUGGAUCACUGCUACAGUUCUGGAGGAGCUGCUGAGAACCAGAGAGGGAGGAGAUCUGCCCAGAACCCUGACUGAGAUGUACAUCCACUACCUGGUGGUUCAGGCCAAAGUCAAGAAGGUCAAGUAUGAUGGAGGACGUAAGACAGAUCCACACUGGAGUCCAGACAGCAUUAAGAUGGUUGAGUCUCUGGGAAAACUGGCUUUUGUGCAGCUGCAGAAAGGAAAGCUGAUCUUCUAUGAGUCCGACCUGACAGAUUGUGGCAUCGAUGUGAGAACAGCCUCAGAGUACUCAGGAGUGUUCACACAGGUCUUUAAAAAGGAGGGUAAUCUGUACACAAACACAGUGUUCUGCUUCAUCCAUCUGAGUGUUCAAGAGUUUCUGGCUGCUCUUCAUGUCCAUCUGACCUUCAUCAAAUCUGGAAUCAACCUGUUGGAAAAACAACAAACAUCCUGGUGGCCUAAAAUGCUGAGAAGGAAAGUUGAUCCGUCAACAGCUUUCUACCAGACAGCUGUGGACGAGGCCUUACAGAGUCCAAACGGACAUCUAGACUUGUUCCUGCGCUUCCUCCUGGGUCUGUCACUGCUGACCAAUCAGGACAAACUAGGAGGCUUGCUGACACAGAGAGGAAGCAGCUCACAGACCAAUCAGGAAAUGGUGGAGUACAUCAAGAAGAAGAUCGAGAAGAAGGUGUCUGUAGAGAGAAGCAUCAAUCUGUUCCACUGUCUGAAUGAACUGAAGGAUGUUUCUCUAGUGGAGGAGGUCCAACAGUCCCUGAGAUCAGGACGUCUGUCCACAGAUGACCUGUUUCCUGAUCAGUGGUCAGCUUUGGUCUUCAUCUUACUGUCAUCAGAAGAAGAUCUGGAGGAGUUUGACCUGAAGAAAUACUCUCGUUCAGAGAAGGCUCUUCUGAGGCUGCUGCCGGUGGUCAAGGCCUCCAACAAAGCUCAGCUGAGAAACUGUAACCUCUCAGAGAGAAGCUGUGAAGCUCUAAUCUCAGUCCUGAGCUCUCCGUCCUCCAGUCUGAAAGAACUGGACCUCAGCCACAACGACCUGCAGGAUUUAGGAGUGGAGAUUCUUUCUGAUGGACUGAAGGAUCCAAACUGUAAACUGGAGUCUCUCAGUUUGUGGGACUGCAGUUUGACACAGAUCAGCUGUGAUUAUCUGGUCUCAGCUCUGAAGUCCAACCCCUCACAUCUGCAACAUCUGGGCCUGGGUAGAAACAAAGAGCUGAAGGAUUCAGGAGUGAAACAUAUGAGUGGUUUUGUGGAGAGUCCAGACUGCAUCCUAAAGACUCUGAGUUUGUGCAGCUGCAGCUUGACAGAGCUCAGCUGUGAUUAUCUAGGCUCAGCUCUGAAGUCCAACCCCUCCCAUCUGGAACAUCUGGACCUGAGUGUGAACAAGCUGAAGAAUUCAGGAGUGAAACAUCUGUGUGGUUUUCUGGAGAGUCCAGACUGCAUCCUGAAGACUCUGAGAUUGAGGAGCUGCAAUUUGUCAAAGAUCAGCUGUGAUUAUCUGGGCUCAGCUCUGAAGUCCAACCCCUCCCAUCUGGAACAUCUGGACCUGAGCAGCAACUACUACAUGCAGGAUGCAGGAGUGGAACAGCUGUGUGAUUUUCUGGAGAGUCCAGACUGCAUCCUGAAGACUCUGAAAUUGAAGGGCUGUGGUUUGUCAGGGUUCGGCUGUUAUUUUCUGGUCUCAGCUCUGAAGUCCAACCCCUCCCAUCUGGAACAUCUGGACCUGACCUUCAGCGACCUGAAGGAUUCAGGAUUAUUAUAUCUGAGGGGUUUUGUGGAGAGUCCAGACUGCAUUCUGAAGACUUUGGAAUUGGUGGGCUGCAGUUUGUCAGAGAUCAGCUGUUAUUAUCUGGUCUCAGCUCUGAAGUCCAACCCCUCACAUCUGGAACAUCUGGACCUGGGUGGAAACAGAGAGCUGGGGGAUGCAGGAGUGAAACAGCUGUGUGAUUUUCUGGAGAGUCCAGACUGCAUCCUGAAGACUCUGAAAUUGGGGAGCUGUGGUUUGUCAGGGAUCAGCUGUGAUUAUCUGGGCUCAGCUCUGAAGUCCAACCCCUCCCAUCUGGAACAUCUGGAGCUGACCGGCAACAACCUGCAGCGUCCAUCAGUGAUACAUCUGUUAGAUCUUAAGGAGAGUCCAGACUGCAGCCUGAAGGAUCUGGGAUGGUGGUGAUGAUCAGGAGGAUGUUUGUGGUGAGAGGAUGAAGUGUGUCCUGAUGAUCCAGAGGUUGAAGCAGCAGCUGGUAUGUAGAGACUCUGACUGGUCCAUGUUACUGGGAGGUGGUGAGCUUCAUACAGCAGAGACUGAAAGGAAUCAGAAGAAGUGGACAUGAGUGUCAGUGCUGCAGCGUGAACUGCUCUGAGAACAGCUGGCAGCAUGGUUCCUGUGGAUCUCAGAGUAUCAUGAGUGGAUGUGGACUGCUCUGCUGCAUCUCUGUCCUUCUACUGAGACUCCUCCACUCCUUCUGCUCCACACUCCUCCUCCACCUGAGCAGGAAGCUCAGCGUCAGUCUGCUGCUGGCUUCAGGUUUUGCUCCUUCAAAGUCUUCUGGAUCAGAUUUCGUAGAAAACCUCUGAAACAUGUUCUGUAAUGAAGAUGGAAUUCCUUCUGCAGGUGAGAUUUUCUGUCUGGCUGCUCUGAAAUCUGUGAGCGUCUGUAUCUGUUGAACUCUCCAUAAUAUUCUGUUCCUGGCAUCCUUCUUGUUUUUUCAUCCAUUUCCGUUUCAUUAGUCCUAAACCUGUCUCUCCUGUUUCCUUCACAAUCACUGCAGUCCAGCUGCUAUGAACUCUCAUGUUUCCAUAGAUUUCCUUCCUUUGUGGAAAUAAAUCAAGUGUUUUGUUGUUUUGUAAAGUGGACAGAUGGUAAAAAGCAGCUUUUUAAAGAUCCUUUGAGGUUUCAGUAGAAGAGUCAUCUUGUUUUGUCCGUGUGAGAAUAAUUUGUGCUUAUCUGAUUCUGAGCCUUUUGACAGAUUUUUAGAGGAGAAUUAACUCUUGUGUCGUCCUGCGGGUCAAAAUUGACCCGGUUUAAAGUUUGAAAAUGCUGAAAAAAAUUUUUUUUCACAGUGAAAUUUGUGCUGUCCACAGUUUCAACAUUUUUGGGAAAUCUUUGAACAUGUUUUUUUUUUUUGGGAAAAAAAUUGAUUUUUAUGUGAAUGUUCUUGAAGAAAAUAAUAGUGUAUGUGUGUAUAUAUAUAUAUAUAUAUAUAUAUAUAUAUAUAUAUAUAUAUAAAUGUGUGUGUGUGUGUGUAAUCAUUUUAGAUAUUUUUAGGACGUUGUCGGAAGAUUUUUUUACUCAUUUUUUGAAAAUAUUUACAAGAAUUUUCUUGCUAAAUUUGGAGGAUUUUUAAUUUUUUUUAAAUUAAGUUUUCAAAGGAAACUUCUAAGGAAUUUUUGGAAUUUUCUUCCUGAAGGUUUUGCAAAUUUUCUGAAAUUUGGGGAAUUUUUUUGUUGAAUUUUUGCAUUUUUUUUUUUUCAGACAAGGAAACAAUAUUUUUUUUGGUGCCUGUAAAUGAGGACCACAGAAUGGUUGAAGACGAAGGUGUCCUCAUACAGGUUUUCUGCUCUCAUUAGUGCUGAGUUUAUUUCUGUGAUUUACAGGGAGUCAGGUCAAUUCAGUUUUUUGUUCGGCACAUUGAAAAUCACCAAAGCGUAAAACACCUAUAACUUGAACCUGCAUUCUGUCUAAGAGCCAGCAGGGGGCGAAGCCGCUAUUUGCUAAACAAAGUCUGAUUGCAUUAAAGAGAAAAUUAAUCUAUUUCUUACUUUAUAUGCUACCUCAAUAAACAUUUGCCUAAUGA
Molecule: messenger RNA, 5938 nt
Organism: Acanthochromis polyacanthus (spiny chromis)
Lineage: Eukaryota; Metazoa; Chordata; Actinopteri; Pomacentridae
Product: NACHT, LRR and PYD domains-containing protein 3-like
Exons: 13
Coding region: 880-4314 (1144 amino acids)
Biological process (GO): regulation of apoptotic process
Molecular function (GO): protein binding
Source: RefSeq, a predicted model, not a curated record